Lates calcarifer (barramundi perch) is the source of this 5950-nucleotide messenger RNA. Its product is annotated as inactive phospholipase C-like protein 2. The transcript has 6 exons. NCBI's taxonomy places the organism in Eukaryota, Metazoa, Chordata, Actinopteri, Centropomidae. Gene Ontology annotation, biological process: lipid metabolic process; intracellular signal transduction. The coding region runs from base 198 to 3530 and encodes 1110 amino acids. The record is from RefSeq and is a predicted model, not a curated record. Gene Ontology annotation, molecular function: phosphatidylinositol-4,5-bisphosphate phospholipase C activity.
AGCACAAUGCACGGAGCAAGCCCCUCUGUCUGUAGGAGCCUGACAGAUAUGUGCACCGAGAGAUGAUAUGGCAGAAUUUCGGGCAAAUGUUGCAGCGAGGCAAUAGGCCAGUCAGGAAAUUGGAGUAAAGCUGAAACAUAAGGCUUUGCUACCCAGCGGCUUGUGUGUGUGAGAGAGUGUGUGUGCUCGAAGUGCCUAUGGCGGAGUUUGGGGAGGACGGCAGCCGCCUGCCUCCAUUGAAUCUUGGGGAUACGGCCGUGCCCAGCGACGAGGCAGCUGGCAAGACGCAUUGCGAAGUGUCGGUCUUGAAUGGAGACUGUGGGAUAUCAGAAAAUAUGGUCGGUUCAGGAUCCCACGUCGCACCUGGCAGCCAAGCCGGGGUGGAAUCCGCCAACACCUCUGUCGUAUCGGAUGCCAAAAAUGAAAUACCACGCAGGAGCAGCAUUAUCAAGGAUGGCUCAAGACAGCGCAAAGAAAGAAAGAAGACUGUGUCAUUCAGCAGCAUGCCCACUGAGAAGAAAAUAAGCAGUGCAAGUGACUGUAUCAGUGCAAUGGUGGAUGGCACUGAACUGAAGAAAGUGCGAUCCAACUCGCGUAUUUACCACCGCUACUUUCUCCUUGAUGCUGACAUGCAGUCAUUGCGAUGGGAGCCUUCAAAGAAGGAAUCAGAAAAGGCCAAAAUUGAUGUGAAGUCCAUCAAGGAGGUUCGAACAGGGAAAAAUACAGACACUUUUAGAACUAAUGGAACCUAUGAUCAGAUAUCAGAGGACUGUGCUUUCUCAGUCAUCUUUGGGGAGAACUAUGAGUCCCUGGACUUGGUGGCAAACACUGCAGAUGUAGCCAACAUAUGGGUGACAGGGCUGAGGUACCUGAUAUCCUAUGGGAAACAUACAUUAAAUAUGAUAGAGAGCAGUCAGAACAACAUGCGCUCAUCGUGGCUAGGUGAACUUUUUGAUGAGGCAGACAGUACCAACAGCAAACAAAUAACGAUAUGUGCUGCUGUGCAGCUAGUCAAAAAGCUGAACCCAGGACUUAAAAAUGUGAAAAUAGAACUGAAGUUCAAGGAGCUUCACAAAGCUAAAGACAAAGCAGGUUCUGAAGUGACAAAAGAGGAGUUCAUUGAGGUCUUUCAUGAUCUUUGCACCAGACCAGAAAUUUAUUUUCUCUUUGUUCAGUUCUCCAGCAACAAAGAAUUUCUGGAUACCAAGGACUUAAUGAUAUUUCUGGAGGCAGAGCAGGGGAUGGCACAAGUAAGUGAAGACACCAGCUUAGAGGUCAUUCAGAAGUAUGAACCAUCUAAAGAGGGUCAGUUCAAGGGCUGGCUUUCUCUCGAUGGCUUCACCAACUAUAUUAUGUCGCCAGAGUGCCAUAUAUUUGACCCUGAGCAAAAAACAGUAUGCCAAGACAUGAACCAGCCCUUGUCCCACUAUUACAUCAAUGCGUCCCACAACACAUACCUGAUAGAAGAUCAGUUCAGAGGUCCCUCAGAUGUGACAGGGUAUAUCCGUGCCCUCAAGAUGGGCUGCCGCAGUGUAGAGCUGGACGUGUGGGACGGGCCUGAUAAUGAACCUGUCAUUUACACUGGCCACACAAUGACAUCACAGAUAGUCUUUCGCAGUGUCAUUGACGUCAUCAACAAGUACGCCUUUGUUGCAUCUGAGUUUCCACUGAUACUCUGUUUAGAAAACCAUUGCUCCUUAAAGCAGCAGAGAGUCAUGUUUCAGCACCUAAAGAAGAUACUUGGAGACAAGAUGUACCUAGAUCCUCCUAAACCUGAGGACUGCUACCUCCCCUCUCCCUCUGAACUGAAAGGAAAGGUCCUGCUGAAGGGUAAGAAACUGAGCACGAACUGCACUGCUUCAGAAGGUGAGGUGACAGACGAGGACGAGGGGGCAGAGAUGUCUCAAAGGAUGAGCAUUGAGUCUGCAGAACACCAGACUAUCGCACCCAAAAAAUUCCAGCUGUCAAAGGACCUCUCUGAUCUGGUGACCUUGUGUAAGUCUGUAGAGUUCAGAGACUUCCCGACAUCUUUCCAGAGCCAGAAGCACUGGGAGCUCUGCUCUUUCAACGAGGUCUUUGCCAGCCGCUGUGCCAGCGACUUCCCAGGUGACUUUGUUAACUAUAACAAGAAGUUCCUGGCACGGGUUUACCCCAGCCCCAUGCGGAUUGACUCCAGCAACAUGAAUCCACAAGAUUUCUGGAAGUGCGGUUGCCAGAUUGUGGCAAUGAACUACCAGACUCCAGGACUGAUGAUGGAUUUAAACAUUGGCUGGUUCCGUCAGAAUGGGAGCUGCGGCUAUGUGCUGCGUCCAGCGAUCAUGAGGGAGCAAGUUUCAUAUUUUAGUGCCAACACUAAAGAUUCAGUGCCUGGUGUUUCUCCACAGCUCUUACACAUUAAGAUCAUCAGUGGACAAAACUUCCCCAAACCCAAAGGCUCAGGUGCCAAAGGAGAUGUAGUCGACCCCUACGUGUACAUAGAAAUACACGGCAUUCCUGCUGACUGUGCUGAACAAAGGACUAAAACAGUCAACCAGAAUGGGGACAACCCUCUGUUUGAUGAGAGCUUUGAGUUUCAGAUAAAUCUCCCAGAGCUCGCAAUGGUGCGCUUUGUGGUGCUAGACGAUGACUACAUCGGGGAUGAGUUUAUCGGCCAAUACACAAUCCCCUUUGAGUGUCUCCAGCCAGGCUUCCGCCAUAUACCACUGCAGUCUCUGACAGGAGAGGUACUGCCACAUACCUUAUUGUUUGUUCAUGUGGCCAUAACCAAUCGAAGAGGAGGCGGAAAACCACACAAAAGGGGACUGUCUGUACGAAAGGGCAAGAGGAGUAGAGAGUAUGCCAGCAUGAGAGUGCUAUUGAUCAAGGCUGUGGAUGAUGUCUUCAAAACAGCCAUGCUGCCACUGAGGGAGGCAACAGACCUCAGAGAAAACAUGCAGAAUGCCAUAGUGUCCUUUAAAGAGCUGUGCGGCCUUUCAGCGGUGGCUAACCUGAAGCAGUGCAUCUUGGCCCUCUCCCCUCGGCUUACUGGACCCGACAACAACCCCCUCGUGGUGUUCAACCUCACCGACCAGUACCCCAACUUGGAGCCCCAAGGCCUGCUACCAGAGGUCCUCAAGAAAGUUGUCACCACGUAUGACAUGGUAAUCCAGACCAGCAAGACUCUCCUGGAGAACUCUGAGGGGGUGUAUGAGAGGAUUCUUCAAACCCAAAAAGCAGCGAUGGAAUUUCAUGAGAACCUCCACGACUUGGCCAUGAAGGAGGGGCUGAAGGGCAGGAAGUUGCACAAGGCGGUGGAGAGCUUCACGUGGAACAUCACCAUACUGAAGGGCCAGGCAGACCUACUGAAGCAUGCCAGGAGUGAAGUCCAGGAGAACCUCAAGCAGAUCCACUAUGCUGCGCUCACCUGCAACCUGAGUAAAGGCGGAGCGGUGGGUGGCUCCUCCGGCUCCGAGUCCAAGAGCAGACGCAGCCUCGAGGCCAUUCCCGAGAAGGCCACCGGGGAGGAGGAGCUCACUGACGAGGACAACUGAAGACCCACAGUCCUGCUCUGGUGCUCUCCUGGCACCCCAUCCAGACCUCGACUCUGUUCCUGCCUCCUGAGCUCAAAAACCCAAACCUCCCUCUCUCUCUGUGUCCUCACCCUGGCAUCACCGCUCUACACCCACCAGUGUUUUUCCACAUUCCAUCAAGUACAUUCCUGUAUCCCCAAGCACAGCUGUAACCUCUUACAGACGUCUGCCUUGUAAUCAUCAAUAAAAUGCCACCGCUACUCCAGGACACAAAUCCCUCUCAAGUUCAGAGCACAGAAAGGUCUCAGCUUAAGUUUUCGGAAAAUUCCUGUCAUUAUUUCAAAGUCUUAAAAUGUUCAGGCUGGAAAAAGUGUGCGACAAGUGUCUUGUUUUUUUUUUUCUUUUAAACAUUUGCUGCACAUCUGAUGCUGCCGAGCCACAAGUCACAUAAAUGCUAAAUCUAUCUCACAGAGUCAAGCAAAGAUAACCUUUAGGAAAAGUGCAAAAGGCAGAUAAUUUAAUCCAGAUAAAUCACCCUGAUAACUUCCCCCAGUCUUAAAACUCAAAUCUGUCCAUCUGCAGAGGCUUCUCGUCCUCCAUCUUUUUCCUGUCCCUCAUUUCCUGGGUGAGCUGGGAGGGCCGAGCAAACUACCAGCCACGUGACCGAUAAAGACAUUACUACUGUUCAGAGACACUUCUAUUCAGCGGACAGCAGCGUUACCCGAAGAGACAAAACAAAACGAAAAAAAAAAAAAGGAAAGGAAAAAGAGCCCUUGGAUUGUUGUAAGAGAUUUCUUAAAGCACAAUUUUCUGGAGCUAUGAAUGUAAGAGGACAGAAGGAGCGAGAAGGAAACAGAAGAAGGAAACGUGAUGAAUGAGAGUAAAGAGUUGUUUACAAUACUGAACUUGUCCAUGUUCUUGUCUGCCAAAAUAGUAUAAUAUACUAUGUGUAUAUAUGGAGUUUCCUGUUACCUUUUUUCUGCAGAGUGCAUCAUUUUAUUAUUGUAUACUUGGAAAUAUAAGAUUUAUUUUAUAAAAGAUAUAUGAACAUGUCUGUGGAAAAACAACAAAUUUUAUUUGUCUGUAGAUAUGAUUUAGAGGGUUGUCACUUUAGAAAAAUAAAGUGACCUCGGAGUUUAGCUCCUACGCGUCGAGACAGGAAGACAAAUAAGAGAAUGUAUUCAUACCUUUUAUUUGGUGCAAACAACAGCAAAGUCUCAAAAAUCACAACCAGCAACUGCAUGACAAGAAACCCUGACUGGAUGUUCAUAACUCACACUCAGAAAGUGUUGGACAAAGUUUUCGUAUUUUAGCAUUUUUCAUUUGGAAAUAUGUACGUUAGGCCUUUAUCUUUAAGGCAUGGUCCUCCCAUUUCAGGGCGCUAAAAGAACAUUCAACUUCAUGCUCCGAGUAUUUUUUACCAAAAAAAAAAAAAGUCAUUUCACUUUUAUUUUUAAGUUAUUGAAAGUGCCAGAUAUUUUUCGUCUUUUUAUUUUUCCAGCUGUGCUCCCAACCAUUUCCACGGUAAUUUAAAAUACCCCCAACGAGAAAUGAGAUGAAAACUCAUUCCCUUGUUUGUUUGUCUGUAAUCAUUUGGUUCAGUUAUCUUCCUGAGCAGAAUGAUUGAAUAUUAUCUCUCAGGAAAACCAGCUUUAUAAGUCUGAACAGACUUUGAAUGGGAGGUCAUGUACAAAAACAAAGACUAUGGUUUCAUUUUAACUGUGCAGUCUGAAGCUAUUAAUCGUAUAAAUAUGUUUCGCUGUCCAGUACUCCUGGGCUUUGUGUUUCAUCCUGCUGUCCACCCACAGCGUUUUCAGAUCAUGUCUGAGUCAAACGAGUCUCAACACUUUGUUAAGAAUUUUAAACUCAGGUGUGGUGAGAUGGCCGAGAAGAUUUGAACUUCAGAGUAAUAAUAGCUUCGUAACCAUUCCUGGUGACUGAGUAGUAUUUGAUUCACAAUUUACCCUGUGAUUUGAUUGUGCCUCAUUACUGCUGACUAAAACCUACUGUAUCAAGUAUGAAGUGAGAAAAAAACGUUUUGUCUUUAAACAUGCCAUUUCCUCCCACAUGUUGCUUCAACAGUGCUGCAGCUUGAUAUUCAUUUAACAGUCCGUUACUGUGUCUUUAAUUAAAAUUUCAUUCUAGAAAACUAUUUACCUGAUUUCUUAUUACUGGAUAAAGACACUUGAAAAUGAUUAAGUUGCAACUAAUGAUUGUUUUCAUUGUCAAGUAAAGAGUCAGAUAUUUUAUCAAUUAAUUGCUCGGCCUAUAAAACAGCUGUUUAUCUCGUAUCUGCACCAAACUCACAGAUCAUAUAUGUGUCUGAUUUUUUUUACAUCACGAUCCAGACAUUAUUUCCUGAGAGACUGAUGAAAAUGUCGACAAAGCCCUGUUUCACAAUGCUAAAUAAAGUGGUAAAAAUUCCUGGGUCCACACCAAAA